GUGACGUGACAGGCGUUUCUUCAACCAGUUCAGGCAUUUCUUUAUCGUUUUGAGUUUGAACUCUGCACGGCUGAUGAACAUCAGAACCGCUGGUUGCAGUCAACUACAGCUCUAGAAGCGCUGGAGAUCGACCGCACUGUUUGUGGUCAGUAGGUGUUUCUUUCCUGGACCGUGACGAGGAAGGGAGAGGAGAGAGGAAGGAGAGUGAGCGCCGCUUGUGAUCUCUGCUAUGACCCGGCAAAGAUGACUGCACGCAUCGCACGAUCGGCCAGCGAAGGCACUGGAGCUGGGCGAGCACCGGUCUACCUAUAUUUCCCUUCUGCUUCACUUCUUCUUCUGGUCUGUACAUGCUUGAUCCCACUGGUGGUGACUGCUUCUUCUACCUUCCAGAAAGAUCCCAGCGCAGCCUCAGUGAACGGGCCGCUCUGUCCGCGCAUUUUCAGCCCGUCACUGGCACACUCCUUCCCGGGAUGUCCGGCGCAGGGCCAGUGCAGCGAGAACAGCACCUGCCGCGGCUCAACGGUGUGCUGCAGCAGCUUUCGCCUGACUGGCAACAGCACGCAGCCGGGAGGCUGCGUGGGCCUGGGCUGCGUGUGUCGCAAUCUCACAGCACUGUGUCCUACACUGAACUGUGGUGGUAAGCGACAGAAGAUCGACAGCUCUGGAUGUAGCAUAUGUGAGUGUGAAACUGCCACAUUGCCCGGCUCGUCCAGCACUGCCGUGCCGUCAAUAUCCACAACAGGUGGCUGGAUAACAGGUGGCCAAACGUCGGGCAGUGUGAAGUUUGCGCUGAUCGGCAACACAAAUGCGUCAGAGGAGAUUGCGAAGAAUAGAUCACGGUUUGAUCGAGCUUUGAGCGAGCAACUCACGUACCAGUUCAACUUGACUUUUUUUGGCAAGCUAGAGAAUUUAACGGUGGAGUUUCUGUGCUGUACAGCGGAGGGUAACAGCUACCUGCCGGUCUAUUUCGACCUGGCCUGCGCGUCACCACUGCUUUUCCAGCUCUACUCCGAUAGAAUACUAACAGCGGCGCACAGCAAGCGGAUCUCUUUCAUCUUUCGAACCGAUGAUGGCGGGCAAUGGCAACUGACGUCCGGAUAUCUCAUCUCGGAUUCGACUCCAACUCCGCCAAUGAAGGUCACCACAACGGCAAGCGUCAGCCAAGAGCGUAGUAUCAUCAUCUACGCGUGCUCUGGCGUUGGUGGAAUUCUAGUCGUUAUCAUUAUCGUCAUGGUCAUCGUUCUGUGCAAGCGCUCUAAGUCAGGAGGUGUAGAGUUCUACGAGGAUCCGGCGCCCGGCGUACGUUUUGAUCCGUCGUCGGGCGUCCUCGAUCAGACUAUCAACACGGCGUACCCGGCCCAGGGAAAAUCAAGCCGGGAGCCGCAGCUCGUCUUCGAUCAGCCGCUCUACGAGGCGAAUCGUGACACUGAGAACCUGGUGGCGAGGCAGUGAGCUAAGCCAGCCUGGUUUGUUGAACUCUUUAAUUAAAACUAUGUGGACUUGCAUACCGGCAGUGGAUACUCCUUGGCCCUGGAUGCUGUUGUGAGAUGUAUGUUUCAGAUGUAUGUUAUCAUAUUUAACAAGCAGUUGUGAAAUGCUUCAAGCCCUAUGUCGUAAAAUUUAUUACAGAUACUGUGCCUAUGCGCCGGUGGCUUGUGCCAGCCUCCACACCGGAGACCAAUGGCAGAUGCAAUGCUUUGAUAAGAUUGUUACUUUUCACAAUUAAUGGUUUAUGAUGAAUAUAAUUAUAAUAAUUAUUGCA
This is a messenger RNA of Sycon ciliatum, 1762 nucleotides long. RefSeq lists its product as uncharacterized. The transcript is spliced from 9 exons. Bases 244 to 1452 code for a protein of 402 amino acids. The record is from RefSeq and is a predicted model, not a curated record. Lineage: Eukaryota; Metazoa; Porifera; Calcarea; Leucosolenida; Sycettidae.